Molecule: messenger RNA, 1054 nt
Organism: Aspergillus pseudonomiae
Lineage: Eukaryota; Fungi; Ascomycota; Eurotiomycetes; Eurotiales; Aspergillaceae
Product: histidine phosphatase family protein
Exons: 3
Coding region: 132-1046 (304 amino acids)
Cellular component (GO): cytoplasm
Molecular function (GO): phosphatase activity
Source: RefSeq, a predicted model, not a curated record
CAGUGCCCUGGUGCAUCUGGCACCAUACCCAAAACGGCAAAGUUUACUUCGCCCCAGCCCUGGAGGCUGUCUCGUUCUGCUUUGUCAAGCUCCCAUGAUUAUUAGCCUUCCCUCUACUUGAAAUAACCAGAAUGGAGCAACCAAGAGCAACAGUAUCUUAUUACAAGUUCAAACUCAUGCCCGAGUUCUUCGUAAAUUACCACGAAAUCGCCAGACAAAGCCCAGACUCGAAAGUAACCACCCAGCCGAGCCUUGGCCUUAUCGACCAACCCUACAGCGCACCAAGCAAUACCCAGCCAGACGCUGAACCCAAGAAGCCGUGGGAACGAUUCACAGCGUAUAUAAACCAACUAAACACAGAAAGCCCAGACAGCGUGACCUAUAAGAUCAUCUAUUUAACCAGGCAUGGCCUCGGUAUACACAAUGUCUUCGAAGCAAAGGUCGGCAGAGAAGCAUGGAAUAACUACUGGUCCCACCUCGACGGAGACGGUACCGUCUCUUGGGUAGAUGCAAAGCUAACCGAAGCCGGCAUCCAACAAGCGGAAGCGCUGAGCCAAUUCUGGACAGAUGCUGUGACUACGGAGAAGGUACCACUUCCAGAAUCGCUAUACACGAGCCCUCUGGCGCGAUGUCUUGAGACUACGCGGCUCGUGUUCUCCCAACCUAUGGAGCAAUCUGGAGAGCCGUUUCAGCCUGUAGUAAAGGAGCUGUUGAGGGAGCGAUUAACGGAUCAUACGUGCGACAAGAGAAGUACACGGACGUGGAUUGAAGGCCAUUAUCCUUCUUACUUAAUUGAGUCUGGGUUUUCGGAAGAAGAUCUUCUGUGGAGCCCGGAUCGGUGGGAGUCUGUUGAGGAGCAUGUUGCCAGGAAGCAGAAAGUUCUUGAGGAGCUUUUUGCGCAAGAUUCUAGUUCGUUUAUUUCUCUUACGGUCCACUCAUAUGCGAUUUCGGCGAUCCUUAGGGCUUGUGGGUAUGAGGAGUUUAGAGUCCGUGAGGGUUCGACGAUUGCCUUGUUAGUUCGUGGAGACAGAGUAGGGUUGUCCUAAUAUGGUUU